AUGGGAGUUAUCCAAAGCAAAAAUUACAUCUUGCUUGGUUAUUGCAAUAUUUCCAAGGACAAUUUUCCUCAUUCCGAAAUCGAUUUAGUUUUAUUCGUUGAUUUAUUCCUUUCAGAGAGAAAAGAAGUGAUUCCACUUGGACAAAAUUGUCUCGAAGAAAAUUUUCAGUCGUUCCAGAUAACAGAUAGCAAAACGACAAACAAGACUUUCUUACAAGAGAGAAAAGAAGUGAUUCCGCUUGGACAAAAUUGUCUCGAAGAAAAUUUUCAGUCGACGACAAACAAGACUUCUUUCUUACUAGAAAGAAAAGAAGUGAUUCCUUUGGAAUCAAAUCAACUACAGCAACUUAAGAUGGAAAACAAUAAAUUCCAGAUUAUUGGCAAAGCAAGAUUUUCCUCUGAAAAUUAUUUCAGGAGACUGGGAAGAAAAAAAAAUCACGAUGAUGACGAUCAGAAGGGAAGGAACUCAAGCAAUGGACAAUUCAGCCACAUGAUAGCGAGAGAAAAGAAGUUAUUCCACUGGAACAAAAUCAACUACAGCAACUUAAGAUGGAAAACAAUAAAUUCCAGAUAAUCAGCAGAGCAAAACUUUCCAUAAAAAAUUAUCUCAGGGUGCCUUGCAACGUAACAAAGGACUGGGAAGAAAAAAUAUCAAGAUGAUGACGAUCAGAGGAGAAGGAAAUACUUCAGCAAUGGACAAUUCAGAUGAAUAAUUUGAAAAUUGUGACGAUUAGGAAGAUGAAGAUGUAGAGAAAGUGAGAGAAAAGAAGUAUUUCCACUUGGACAAAAUUAUCUGGAAGAAAAUUUUUAUCGGCUUCAAUGGUAACAGAUAGCAAGAUGACAAGAUUUUUUACUAGGGCUGGUCUACUAUGAAGCCCUGCUAUCUAACGGACAAUUCUGGAAGGC
Molecule: messenger RNA, 905 nt
Organism: Coccinella septempunctata (seven-spotted ladybird)
Lineage: Eukaryota; Metazoa; Arthropoda; Insecta; Coleoptera; Coccinellidae
Exons: 9
Coding region: 1-573 (190 amino acids)
Source: RefSeq, a predicted model, not a curated record